Musca vetustissima is the source of this 10889-nucleotide messenger RNA. RefSeq names its product titin. The transcript has 7 exons. The record is from RefSeq and is a predicted model, not a curated record. NCBI's taxonomy places the organism in Eukaryota, Metazoa, Arthropoda, Insecta, Diptera, Muscidae. The coding region runs from base 30 to 10739 and encodes 3569 amino acids. Gene Ontology annotation, molecular function: protein binding.
UUUUAGGGUUUAAGACCAACAGAAACAGAAUGACAAGAAAACGUUCGAGUCCCAUGGGACUCGACAUAUAUUUGUCAGCCAUGCUGGCAAUUGUUAUGUUGCCAUUAUUAAUACAAGCUGCUCCCCUGCAAGAUUAUACGGAAAUUCAACAAUACACAGAAGGCUGCUACUACAACUAUAAUCAUUACAAUGAAGGCGAUAGAAUCAUGACAAAUGAGCCCUGUUUGAAUUGUACGUGCCACAAUAAGAUGCUCAUGUGCUAUUUGCGUGUAUGUCCGUUCACGAAGCCCAUUGGACAUGAUUGCAUAGUGGAGAAACGUGAGGAUCAAUGCUGUCCAAUCAUUACAUGUCCCGAAGUUCCCGUAGGUAUUUCUCAUGCUGCUCCUGAACCAGGCACUGAAUUGAGCAUACCAGAGAAAUUCGGCUGCAGUAUUGAUGGCAAAUUCUAUUUGGAAGGUGCCCAGGUUCCCUCGAAUCCCAAUAAACCUUGUGAACUCUGCUAUUGUAUUAAGAAUCGUACCUCAUGUCUGAUGCAAGAAUGUACCCUGCACAUCGAUGGCUGUACUCCAAUUUACAACAAGGGCUCUUGCUGUCCAGUGCGUUAUAAUUGCGACCAUGAAAACGAUAUUCUUGGCUUGGAAGAUCUAUCGUCGACCACAGAGGCCAGCACCACCACUACUACGACUACCACCACCACAACUGAACGUCCCACAACUGGCUUUAUCCUUACCAGCACCAUGUCACCCAGUGUCUCGACCGACUGUAUCCACAAUGGAGAAUUGUAUGCUGAUGGUGCUCGUAUCGAAGGCAAGAAUCCAUGUGAAAACUGCUAUUGUAUGCGUGGUGACAUUAUCUGUGCUGUCCAAGAAUGUAAGAUGCCCAUGUUGGCUGGCAAUGGAAAACAAUGUCAUGCCAUGCCGCCACAUGAAGGCGAAUGCUGUCCCAGCGAAUAUGUGUGUGAAGAUGAUACAGCCACCACUGAAAUUUAUGAAGCCACAACCGCUCUACCCGGCAAAGAUGAAGAUGAAACCAAGGUUACAACAUCUGCUCCCGUUGAAGAUCUCCAUGGUGCCAUACCCGAGGAAGAUAUGCUCUUGCAGACACACAUCGAAGAAGAAUCACAACAAGGUGUUACCGUAUCACCAAUGGAUAAAGUUAAGGCCACAGAGGAACCUGUCUCCGCUGAAAAGGAUGAAGAAGAAGGAGAACAAGAAUUAUCUGCCACAACCAUCAAACCUGUUAGCGAAGAUAAAGAAGACCAGACUACCGAAGCUAUCUCAGCUCAAGAAGCUACCACGGCUGAUGUUACAGAAGAACAGGAAGAGGAUACCGACAAGGAAGCUAAACCCGUUCCCGCCGAUGAAUAUGUUACCGAAAGUGCCACCACAUCUGCCCAAGAAGGAGCAGAAGAUGAAAUUGAAACAAGUACCAAGGCCACAAUUGAACAAGAAAUAUCCACUGAAGGUGAACUCACAACCAAGGCUACCGAAGAAGAAGGACAAGACAUUGGCUCAGCUACUGAAUCUGCUAUGGAUACUUUGGCUACUGGCAAACCUACCGAAGAAGAAUCCUCCGUAUCUACUGAAGCUGAUGAAGAACUUAUCACUAAGGCUCCUGUAGAAGAAGAACAAGCUGCUGUUUCCACAGAAACAUCGGGCGCUGCUGAUGAACUUCCAACUGUUACUGCUUCCAGCGAAGAAGAACAAUCUGAAGUAUCUACUGAGACUGCUGAUGUCACUACGGCUGCAGCUGAAGAGGAAGAAGAAACCGAUGCUGAUGUCACUAAAGCUCCAGUUGCCGAAGAAGGUGAAGCUAUCGAAGAACUUUCAACUAAGGCUCCAGUUGCCGAAGAAGAAUCCAGCGAAUCUACUGAAACUGUUGAUGAACUCGCCACCAAAGCUCCUGUCGCCGUUGAAGAAGAAGGAGAAAAGGAAACCGUAUCUGUUGAUGAACUUACCACUGUUGCUCCUGCUGCUGAUGAACACGCUGAUGUCUCCACAGAAUCCGUUGAAGAAGAAUUGGCUACCAAGGCACCAGCAGGUGAAGAAGAAGCUGCCGAAAUCUCCACUGAAAUGGUUGAUGAAGCUUCUACUAAAGCUCCCGAACAUGAUGUGGCUACUGAAUUGGAUGAAGAAUCUGCAACCAAAGCUCCUACCGCUGAAGAAGGUGAACACGUUGAUGAAUUGGCCACCAAGGCUCCAGCCGCUGAAGAAGGUGAAACCGUUGAUGAAUUGGCCACCAAGGCUCCAGUCACUGAAGAAGGUGAAACCGUUGAUGAAUUGGCCACCAAGGCUCCAGUCAGUGAAGAAGGUGAAACCGUUGAUGAAUUGGCAACCAAUGCUCCAGUCUCUGAAGAAGAUGUAUCCACUGAAACCACUGAUGAAUUGGCAACCAAGGCUCCAGUCGCUGAAGAAGAUGAAACCGUCGAUGAAUUGUCUACCAAAGCUCCAGUCUCUGAAGAAGGCGAAACUGUUGAUGAAUUGGCAACCAAGGCUCCAGUCGCUGAAGAAGGUGAAACCGUCGAUGAAUUGGCAACCAAGGCUCCAGUCGCCGAAGAAGAUGAAACUGUUGAGGAAUUGGCAACCAAGGCUCCAGUUGCAGAAGAAGGUGAAACCGUCGAUGAAUUGGCAACCAAGGCUCCAGUCGCUGAAGAAGGUGUAUCCACUGAAAUCGCCGAUGAAUUGGCAACCAAGGCUCCAGUCGCUGAGGAAGAAACUGACGUAUCUACUGAAACUGUUGAUGAACUCUCUACUAAAGCUCCAGCUGCUGAUGAACAUGUGGAGGAAGGUGCUGAAGAAAUCUCAACCAAGGCUCCCGUUGCUGAAGAGGAAAGUGAUGCUGCUGCUGAAGAGGAAAGUAAUGAACUUGCCACAAAAGCUCCUGUCGUUGAAGAAGGUGAAACCGUUGAUGAAUUGGCAACCAAGGCUCCAGUCACUGAAGAAGGUGAAACUGCUGAUGAAUUGGCAACCAAAGGUCCCGUUGCUGAAGAUGCCGAAACUGUUGAUGAGUUGGCAACCAAAGCUCCCGCUGCUGUGGAACCUGAAACCUUUGUUGAUACUUUGGCCACUGAGACUCCUGCUGGCGAAGAACAACCUGAAACUGUCGAAGAAUUGGCAACCAAGGCUCCAGCUACCGAAGAAGAAGCCACUCAAAUGCCCACUGGAACCAUGCCCACUGGCGCUGACCAAUCUUCCGAAUCUGUUGAGGAAAUGGUUACCAAAACUCCCGAACACACCGCUGAUGUUUCAACUGAAUCUGCAGAAGAACCAAUUGUCACUGAUAGCGCUGCUGGUAUUGUUGAUGCCACCACCAAGGCUCCUGAAGAACAACCACAAGUACCAAUAGAAAUUGAAGGUGUUACCCAUAUUCCUAUGGCCAUGGACACUGAAUCUCAUGUAACUGAAACUGAAGAAUCCACUGAAACUGCCAAGGAUGAAGAGGAACAAGAAGAAGUUAAGGAGACUGAAGUUACAACUAAGGCUCCUUUGGCUGAGGAAGAACAAGAAUCCGAAGACAAAGAAACUGUUACCGCUGCACCAGUGGCUCAUGAUGAACUUCCUGAAGAAGCUAAACCAGAAGAAGCCUCAUCCGAAGUUUCAGAAGAAGAAAGCGAAGAUCACACUAAAAUGCCUGCCGUUGAAGAACCUCAGGCUGGAGAAGAACAAGACAUCAAACCUAGCGAAGAAGAAGCUACCACCAUUGCUUCAGCCAUGGCUGAUGAAACCUCAACCAAAGCACCCGAAGGAGAACAAGCUGAUGUAUCAACUGAAGAAGAUAAGGAACAAGCCAGCACCGAAUCUGCUGAAUCCACUGAUGAAUUGGCCACUGAAAUGCCUGCCGAACAAGAACCAGAAAAGGUUGCCACCGAUGCUGCCACUCCAACCGUUGCCGCCGAAGACCAAUCCAUGGUUGAAAAGGACACUGAAGAAGCUUCUGGUGAUAGCACACCAAUUGCUCCCAGCACUAUGGCUCCAACUUAUAUUCCUCCCGUCCAAACCGGAGAAGAAGCUUCCGAACCAGAAACUGUUCCUGCUGAGGAAAUGGGCAGUGGCGAUUUUGCUACUACCGAAUCUGCUGAAACCGAAGAAGAAGAAGAAAUGAAACCUGCCGUUACAGAUCGUGUUUCAGAAGGAGAGGAAGCUGAAAUUAGCACCGCUAAACCUGUUGAAGAACCAACUGAAGCCGGCCUUGAAUCGGUUACCACACACAAGAUUGAUACCGAUGCUGCUGUACCAAGUAGUGAAGAAGAAGGAGAGCACAAGGAACCAUCAGAAACUGCUGUAGAACAACCUGAAUCAGCAGAAGAAGCCACCACAAUCAAAUCUGAAGUUCCAACUGAAACUGCUACCGAAACAAUGGCUGAUGAGAAACCUGAACAAGUUGACAUUGCCACUUUUGCAUCUACCAUCGAAAACGAAGGUGAGGAAGAAGCUCAACCAGAAAUGGACAAGGAAACCGAAAUUGUUGAUGUCACUACUCAAGCUCCAGCUGUUGAAAUGGCGCCCACAACUGCCGCUACUGAUAAGGAUUCAUCUGAAGAAACCUCAAGUGAGGAAGAUGAAACUAAAGCUGAAGAACCAACAUCCACUGUUGUGCCUGCUGUCGAACCCGUUGAAGGUGAAGCACAAGAACCUCUUCCCGAAACUGAUGAACACAAAGUUGAACGACUUCCUGAGGAAGAAAUGGCUAAACCUACCGACAGUCCCAUGGUUAUUAUUGAAGAUUUCACUGGCCUGCCAGCCGUUGAUGAAACCAAGACUGAAGCUGAACAAGGUGUUGCCGCAACCACUGUUGCUCCCAUCUCCGAAGAAGGAGAAGACCAAGAUAAGGAACUCGGUGUCAGUAGCACCAUUAAACCUACCACUGAAGAUGUAUCCAUUGAAGACAUGCACGAUAUGCACAUUCCAUCUGUCAUUCCUGGUGAAGGCGAUUGCUUGGUUGGUCACAAGACCUAUGCCAAUAACUCCGUCAUUCCCACAGCCGAUGAAUGUGAAAUCUCCUGCAAGUGUGUCAGCAGUAUUGUUACCUGCGAACGUGUUGUCUGCGAAACUCCAGAAAAUGUUGAGAAAUGUAUUCUGGAUGAGAGCAGCACCAACAAAUGUUGUCCUACCUAUAUCUGUGACAUUGAAAGCAUUCCUGCCAAGGCCGAAGACAGCUCUACCGAAAAGGAUGAAAGUUCCGCAGAUGAACUCACCACCUCUACUACCUCUGCUCCUCAUAAGACUGAUGAUGAAACCGCUACAAUUGUUAGCAUUCCUGAAAUUGAAAUGCCCGUGGGUAGCACUGAAGAACCCAUGUCCCACAUUAAGGAUACCGAAGAGGAACAACACCAUGUCGAAGUUGCAGAACAAACAACCAAGGCUCCACUUGAUAUUGCUGCCGAUGACAAAUCUGAUGUUAUGGUUGAUAGUGAAGAGCCAUCUACUCAAUCGGCAAUUGUUGAAGAUAUGGUUAAACCCGUAUCCAUGGUUCCAGUUGAUGCUACUGAGGAUGCUGUGAAACCCGUAGAAACCGAAAUGCCUGUGGAAAUUCAACCCGAAGAAGUUAUGCCCACUGUUACCGAUAUGGAAAUGGCACCAAUUGUUCCCUCGACCGAUGAAUAUCAAACCGUUAAACCAAUUGAAUCAUCGGAGGAAGAGAAGGAUGAAGACGAAGAACACACAAUUCAACCCAUCGUUAGUCUGGAUGAACUCCCAAGCACAACUAUUGCUGCAGAAGAGACCGAUGUCCAUGUACCAUCCUCCACAGAGGCUGCUGUCGAACAAGAAGAAGAAGAACAUAAGGAUGUUUCUGGAGAAGCAGAAGAAGAACCUGAAAUUGCCACUGUUGUACCAACUGUCACUGAAGAUAAGGAAGUUGAGGAUCAAACUGAAAUUCCUGUUGUUGAAGGUGACAAAGAAGUCGAUCAAGAAGGUUCUGGAGAAAUUGAAACAGCUUCACCAACCACAACUGAAGAAGAAGAAGUUCAUACCGUUGCUCCCGAAUCAGCCGAUAAGGAAAUUGAUAUGUCUACUGAAAUUCCUGUUGUCACUGAUAAGGUAUCCGAAGAACCAGCUGCCGUCACUCCCUCAACUGAAGCUGCUGAAGCAGUUGAGCCCUCAACAGCUGGAACAGUUGCUAAGGAUGAAGAAGAACCUGAAAAGGAAACAAUGGAAGAAUCUGAUGAAGAAGAUCACACAACCGUUGCCUCACCCGCUGUUGAUGAAGUCUCCUCCACCAUGGCUCCCGUGGAAGUUGAACCUGAAGUACAAACUAUGGCUAGCGAUGUUGAAAGUGAGAAACCUUCUGAAGAAACUACUGGCCAUGAAAUUGAAGAAACUCCCGCCGUGUCCACUGUCGCUCCAAUUGCUGAAGAAGCUCAGACCACAGUUGCAUCAAGUGAAGAAUCGUCUGAGGAAUCCAGCUCCGUCUCAACUGAAUCCGAUGUUGGUGAAUCUGAUGUGCACACUGUUGCUCCUGUUGAUGCUGAGACAUCCGCUGAAACCGAAGAAGAAGCAGAAGAACAAACCACAGCUGUACCAGUCAUUGAAGAGUCUUUGGGCACAACUGCCAGUGUUGAUCAUGUUGAAGAUGAUAUGGUCAAGGAAACAUCCACAGAAGCUGUCGCUUCUACCGCUGCUCCUGUAAGCGCUGAAGUACCACAAGAAACCGUUACCAGCACUGAGUCGCAAGAAGAGGAAGAAGAACAUACCACUGGACCUAUGAUCGCUUCCGAAGAAACUACUUUGGCACCAGCCGAAGAUCAAGAAGAAGACAAAGAAACUCAAACCGCUGCUGUUCCAACCAUUGAACAAGAUGAAGAACAUCAACCAACCGAAUUUGCCAUUAAAGUCGAUACCACAUCUGAACAUGCUACUGAAAUUCCUACUGUGGAUGAGGUUGAAACUAGUAAACCUGAAGAAGAAGGACAAGAAACUGUUGAAGAAACCAUGCCAUCGACAACUGUCAAAUCUACUGAGGAGGAAGAACAAGUUGGCUCUGAUGAAACCGAAGAAGAGGAACAAUCCAGCACUGUGGCACCUACAACCGCUUCAUCCGUUGAAGAAACCGACAAGGAAGAAUCUAGUCCAAUGGCUCCAACAACCGCUGAAGAACAAACCGAAGAAGCAACCACCACACCCACUGCUGAAGAUGGUACCCACAAGGAUACCACCGUUCCCUCAUUGCCAGCAGGUGAAACUGAUGAAACCACCAUGGCUCCUAUCUCUGCUGAUGUUGAAUCUGGUACUCCAUCCGCCGAUGAGGAAAAAGAACACACUGUGGCUCCUGCUACCUAUGAAGAAUCUGUUACCGAAAUGAUUGGAGCUGAAGAACCUUCUGAAAAGGAUGAAGCCGUUUUAAGCACUAUGGCUCCAGUCGAAGCUGAAGAAGAACCCGUCCAACAUGUUACUUCCGUACCGACCCAACAACACAAAGAACCAACAUUGGAUCUGUCUGAAGAAGCUUCCGGUGAAUCUGUGGAAUCAGAAGAAGAAAUCAAACCAACUCUUCCACAACAUAUUGGUGCCUUUGUUACAGAACGUGUUGAAGAAAUUACAGGCAAACCAGUUGUACAACCCACAACCACCUCCAGCAUUGAUGAAGAAGGCGAAAAGGACACGUCAUCAGAAGAACAAGAAGGCGAAAUUGAAGGCGAGGCUACAGUUAAACCUGAAGUACCAAAGGUUGAACAAGACGAACAAGUUGAAAUCACCGAAGCUACUCCCGCAGAAGAUGUUGAAACCUCCACUGCUAAAAUUCCUGAAGAAAUUGAUGUUACUGGUUCUACAUCGGCUCCUAAACUUCCUGAAGAAGCUGAAGAAACAUCAACAUCCGCAGCAAUGGACAUUGAACCUGUUGAAGGUUCUACUGAAAUUCCUGCUGUUGAAGAUGUCACUGGAUCCUCCACCACAAUGCCAAUUGAACAAGAUAUUCCUGCAGCUACUCAAGCUCCAGAAUCCGUUGAAGGUAUUGAAAGCACUUCUGAUAAAUUACCCGAAGAAGAAGAUGAAGAUCAUGUUGUUGCUGCUACUGAAUUGCCAGUUGCUGGUCCCGAAGAAGAAGCCAUCACCGAAUCUUCGGAUAUGGAAAUUUCUGCUGAUGUAACCAAAGCUCCUGAUAGUGUUGAACAUGAUGAUGUUUCUGGUAUUGUCGGAUCAACUGAAGAGGAUGUGUCCAGUGCUACAAUUGCCCCUGAAAGUCAAAGUGUUGAAGAAUCUCAAGAAGAUGUUGCUGUUCCUACCGAAUCUGCUGUCGAAGGCGAAGAAGAAGUCACAAAGGCUCCCGCUAUGGAACAACCUGAAGAGACCUCUGCUGAAGUUUCUGAAUCUAGCACCGCUGUGCCCUCGGAAGAUGUUGCUGGUCCAACUACUGCCACAAGUGCUGAACAACCUGCUGAAGAACUCGACACAGUUACUAAGGUUCCUGAACAUGAAGAAGAAUCCGAAUCUGUUGAAGAUAUUGUACCAAGCACAGAUAUGCCUUCUGUAUCUGGCGAAGAAGAACAAGAUGCUGAAAUCACAACAGCUCAACCAAGCCAUGACCAAGCUGAUGUUACCAAGGCUCCUGAAUCGGAUGUUACAGAAGGUGUUCCAUCUGAAGAAACGGCCGAUGUUACCAAAUCUCCUGUAUCCGCUGAUGUUGCCACUGAACAAGAAUCUGGAGAAGUAUCAACCCAAGUACCCGAAACCUUUGCUGAUGUUGAAUCCGUUACAUCUCAAGAAUCCGAAGAAGAUAUGGCCGAAGUUACUAAAGCUCCUGAAGCCGAAGAAGUACCUAGCAAAUUGCCUGAAAUCACUGAGGAUGUUGAAAGCUCUACUGCCCACGAUGCUGCUGAUGUUAGUGCUACCACAAUGGUUCCAUCUGUUUCCGAAGAUGUUGAAGCCGUCACUGCUCAACAAGCUACUGAAGAAGCUGAAGUCGACACUGUUAAAACUCCCGAACAGGAAGAAGAAGAAGCUGAAGUUGUUACCAAACUUCCUGAAUUGCCAGAAGCUGUGCCUCAAGAUGUUACCACUCAUGUCGCUGCUAUGGAUCAUGUUACAGAAUCUGCCACCGAAGCUGCAGAAUCUGCUGAAGAAUCCGAAGAACAAGUAUCCACAGCUCCUGAAUCUGUUGAAGGUGUUGAAUCUGUAACUGCUCAGCCAGAAGAAGAUGUCCAUGCUGCUACCACCAUUCCUGAAACUGUUUCGGAAACUGAAGAAGAAGCUGAUGUUACCAAGGCUCCUGAAGAUGCCGCAGUUACCAAAGCACCUGAAGAUGUUUCUGCUACCAAGGCUCCUGAAGCUACUGAUGCCGAAGUUACUAUGGCCCCAGUUGCUGUCCCUGAACAUCCUGAGGAAGAAGCAGUUACCAAGAUUCCCGAAACUGCUGAUGCUAUUAGCGAAGACGCUACCAAGGAACCAUCCGCCGAGGAAGAAACCGAAACCGCUGGACCCACUGUUACUGAAGCUGCAGAAUCUGUUGAAGCUCAUGGCGAAGAUGUAUCCCCUGCUACAAUGGCACCUGAAACAGAAUCCGAAUCUACUGAAUCACAUGUCGAUGAGGCAUCUCCUGUUACCAUGGUUCCUGAAACUGUAGCCGAAUUGGAAUCCAUGCCACACAAGACUGAAGAGGAUGUCACCAAGGCACCUGAAACAAUUGAAACCACUAGCGCUCAAGAUGUUGCUCCUGUCGAAGAAUCUGAAGGUGAAGAAGAUGAAGUUAAGGCCACCACACUCAGAACACCAAUUCAACAAGCUGAUGAAUAUGAAGAAUCCGAUGUUACAGAGGCUACCGAAGAUAAGACUGAAGAUAAGGUUAGCGAGGAAAUGCCAGUUCAUCACGAAGAAGUUACUGAAUUACCCGCUGAAGCCUCCACAGUUGGCCAGGCCAUUGAACAAUCCUCGGAAGCUGUUUCCCAAGAAGAGGAAGAAAAGGACUCUUCUGAAGAAUCGGCAGAAAGUGAAGAAGUGCAACGCACCACAACUGUUCACCCUCUGUUUGCCCAUCAUGGUAUCACUACUACACUUCCACCACCACCAGCCAUUGAUAGUCGUCUGGAUGAAGCUCAAAAUGCCACACAUGCUGAUGAAACCACAAUGGCUCCUGCUGCCGAUGAAUCUGCCUAUACCACAACAGCCGCAACAACCACAACCAGCACAACAACACCUGCUCCCAUUACCGUGCCAACACAUCCCGCAGCCCACUAUCCACCACCACCACCAAUCUAUGGACAAGCACCACAAUAUCCACCCCAAUACGAAGAUGAAUAUACCGACGAAGAAGACACAGAAAUCUUUGGUCCUGGCACUUGCCGUUAUGGUGGCAAACUUUACGUUUCCGCUCAACAAAUACCACGCGACGAUCCUUGCGAUUUCUGUUUCUGCUUCCGCAGCGAUAUCAUUUGUUUGCAACAAUCUUGCCCACCACCAAUUGCCGGUUGCCAUGAAGAACCCAUCUCUGGAUUCUGUUGUCCACGUUACGAAUGUCCCGUCUCGAUGGCUACUGUACUCAAUAUCACGACAAGCACAACGACAACAAGUACCACAUUGCCACCACAUUUCCUACAUCAUUCGUAUGGUAAUAAUGUACAGCGUAAUGGUUGUCUCAUCAAUGGACGUUCAUAUAGUGUGGGUGAAAGAAUCGAAUCGACAAGUGGUCCAUGCAUUAACUGCACAUGCGGCGGUGAUGGUAAAAUGAAAUGUGAUCCUCAGGCCUGUGUUCCUGAACCAACUAUGCAACAAGUGAUGGCUGUUGUAGCGGCUGGUCGCAAAAGAUGAACCCCUAGCCAUGAUAAUUUAAACUAAUUAUAUUAAAAUUAUUUUUUUAUAUAAAGAAAAACAAAAACACAUUAAAUUUAAGUAACAGUUACAAAAACAAAACAAGAAAAAACGGAAACCAACAAAAAAACCAGCAACUAUAUACUUUUC